Molecule: messenger RNA, 1053 nt
Organism: Aspergillus fijiensis CBS 313.89
Lineage: Eukaryota; Fungi; Ascomycota; Eurotiomycetes; Eurotiales; Aspergillaceae
Gene: dspC
Product: dual specificity phosphatase YVH1
Exons: 4
Coding region: 1-1053 (350 amino acids)
Biological process (GO): protein dephosphorylation
Cellular component (GO): nucleus
Molecular function (GO): protein tyrosine/serine/threonine phosphatase activity
Source: RefSeq, a predicted model, not a curated record
AUGGCUAUGAACAAGAUACCUGGCCACAAUAUCUAUGUUGGGGGGGUCCUCUCACUCAAGAACAAUGCGGCUUUGACUCGAGCAAAUAUCACGCACAUUGUUUCUGUGCUACGACUCCAGCAAGCAGAUGAACUUCUGGCGCCUUAUCAACGUCAUUGCAUAGAAGUUGACGAUGUCGAUGAUGAAAACCUGCUGGAGCAUUUUCCCGCCGCCGUCAAGUUCAUUCAGUCGGGACUGGACAGUGGCGGCGCGGUGCUUGUGCAUUGUGCAAUGGGCAAAUCCCGUUCUGCAACUGUGUGCAUUGCCUACAUGCUUCAUCAGCAGCGUAGUGCGCUGACUCCGCAAUCAGCACUUGCCAUCAUCAGGGAGAGCCGGCCUCUCUGUGAACCCAACGAUGGCUUCAUGGAACAGCUUUCGCUCUACCAUCAGAUGGGCUGUCCCGAGGAUGUCACGAGCCAUCCUCUGUAUAGCAGAUGGCUUUACCGCCGAGAAGUCGAAGAAAGUGUCGCCUGCGGGCGGGCACCUGAAAUGAAUAAUGUCCUAUUCGAGGACGAACAACCGCACAGGCCGCAGGAAUCUACAGGUCGUACGACGGAGAUCAAGUGUCGUAAAUGCCGACGCAAAUUGGCAACCACGCCGUUUGUUGUUCCUCAUGGACCCCAGAAACCGGGCGCUUCGCUCGCGAAUACCGAGUGUGCACAUGUUUUCCUUCAUCCAUUGACCUGGAUGCGUCCAAGUCUCUUUCCAGAAAGCGAGUCGGGUGAUUCGGGUGCACCGCUAGGUUCGCCGUCAGCAGACGCUCCGUUAUCUGGUCGUUUGACCUGUCCCAACACCUCUUGCGGCGCCAACAUUGGAAAAUUUGCCUGGCAGGGUAUGCGAUGUAGCUGCAGUGAAUGGGUGGUGCCCGCCAUCGGCCUGGCGAAAGCUCGAGUAGACAUCUCCGAGCAAGUGAAUACGAUCCGGGGCCCAGCCCAGGCAGCCUUUGGCAUUCGCCUGCCGCCUGGAAUGAGACCUAGUCCCACUGACGAGACCAAUGGGCGGGGCAACCUCUAA